AUGGCUCGUACAAAGCAGACCGCCCGUAAAUCCACUGGAGGAAAAGCUCCAAGAAAACAACUUGCCACCAAGGCCGCCCGUAAGAGCGCACCUGCCACUGGUGGAGUAAAGAAGCCACAUAGAUACAGGCCAGGAACAGUCGCUCUUCGUGAGAUCAGAAGAUACCAGAAAAGUACUGAACUCCUCAUCAGGAAACUCCCCUUCCAGAGAUUAGUUCGUGAAAUUGCUCAAGACUUCAAGACUGAUCUACGUUUCCAGAGCUCUGCCGUUAUGGCCCUCCAGGAAGCCAGUGAAGCUUACCUCGUUGGUCUUUUCGAGGACACCAACUUGUGUGCAAUCCACGCCAAGAGAGUCACCAUCAUGCCCAAAGACAUCCAGUUGGCUCGCAGAAUCCGUGGAGAACGUGCUUAAACUGACCUUUACUCUAUACAAUAACGGCCCUUUUAAGGGCCACCAAUAUUUUCCAAAAAGAGUCUGAAUAUGUUGUACAUCAAAAUCAAAUAUAGCUGAAACCCCCUCUCCACAUCUUUCUUUAUUCUUCUUUCUCUCCACAUCUCUCUUUAUUCUUCUUUCUUAUUAUCU
This is a messenger RNA of Mytilus trossulus (common blue mussel), 582 nucleotides long. Its product is annotated as histone H3. The transcript has a single exon. Gene Ontology annotation, molecular function: structural constituent of chromatin; DNA binding; protein heterodimerization activity. NCBI's taxonomy places the organism in Eukaryota, Metazoa, Mollusca, Bivalvia, Mytilida, Mytilidae. Gene Ontology annotation, cellular component: nucleosome. Bases 1 to 411 code for a protein of 136 amino acids. The record is from RefSeq and is a predicted model, not a curated record.